CGCCGCUGGGCUCGGGCUCGGCCGUCUGGCCGUUCGUGAUGUGCACGGCUGAGGUGGACGGUCACGUCGUCCAGAGAUACCUGCUCAGGCGGCGGUUAGGGAAGGGGGCCUAUGGCAUCGUGUGGAAGGCAGUGGACCGCAGGACCCGUGAGGUGGUGGCCAUCAAGAAGAUCUUCGAUGCCUUUAGGGACGAGAUGGAUGCCCAGAGGACCUUCCGGGAAGUUGCGCUGCUCCAGGAAUUUCAGGGCCAUCCCAACAUCAUUCGCCUCCUGGAUGUGAUCCCGGCGGCCAAUGAUAAGGAUCUUUACCUGGUGUUUGAGUCUAUGGACACUGACCUGCAUGCUGCCAUCUGCAAGGGGACCCUGCUGAAGGACAUCCACAAACGCUACAUCUUUGCCCAGCUACUGCGGGCCACCAAGUUCAUCCACUCUGGAGGCGUCAUCCACCGGGACCAGAAGCCAGCCAACGUGCUCCUGGAUGCCAACUGUGUGGUGAAGCUAUGCGACUUUGGCAUGGCGCGGCCUCUGAGCGCCUUCCCACAGGGGCCUGAGGGCCAGGCACUGACGGAGUAUGUGGCCACCCGCUGGUACCGGGCACCCGAGGUGCUGCUGUCCUCCUGCUGGUACACCCCCGGGGUUGACCUGUGGAGCCUGGGCUGCAUCCUGGGGGAGAUGCUUCGGGGUUGCCCUCUGUUCCCUGGCACAUCCACGUUCCACCAGCUGCAGCUCAUUCUGGACACUGUGCCGCCUCCGUGCCAGGAGGACCUCCAGGCUCUGGGCUCCAGCUUCAGCGCCGCCAUCAGGCACCGCCUGGACUGCCGGCCCCCGCGGCCUCUGGAUACUCUCCUGCCGUCCGACACGCCCCCGGAGGCCCUGGACCUCCUCGGGAAGCUGCUGGUGUUUACCCCGGACAAGCGUCUGAGCGCGGCCCAGGCGCUACGGCACCCUUACGUGAAGAGGUUCCACUGCCCGGCCAGCGAGUGGGCCCUGGACUCGGCCGUGCGGCUCCCGGGGCAGCAGGAACGGCUCUCGGCACGCGAGUUCCGCAGCCGCCUGUACCGGGUGCGCGCAGCCCCUGCCCGUUUCGCGCUGCCCGCCGUGUGCCGGCCCGCGCUGGUCGCUGAGCGCGUUCUUCCGCAGAUGGUCGUCGAGCGCAGAGAGAGCGGCCCGGGGGGCGCAGUGCUCGGGGCGGACCCUGCGCUCCGUCCCCGCGCCGCGCCUGACCCCCGACGCCCGCCCGGAUCUCUCGAUGGAGCCCAGAACGUUCCCCGGCAGGGCGGGGCGCGGCCGCGGGAGGGUCGUCAGCACCCCACCCCGCAGGCGGAGUCCCCCGCGCCCCGGGCGGGCCCGGCGCCCUCCCUGACCUCACAGGCUGCCGCGGGGGUGGCCAACCGUGUCCUGAUCCGGAGUGACGGGAACCCAGACCGAGGGGCCAGGAUGGGCAGUGAGCGACGGGUUCCCCACACGCCCCCCGCGGGGCACCGGCCAGGUCGGAGGAUGUUCAGCUCCUCAGAUUCGCAGGGUGCUCAGGGGGCCGCGCGAGCUGCACUGGGGGGCUACUCUCAAGCAUAUGGGACGGUGUGCCAGUCUGCGCUGAACCGCCUGGCCCUGCUCCCUGGACCCCGCACCUGAACCCUCCCCCCCACUGCCUGCUGGGGGCCCUCAAGUCCUCCACUCCCAGUUCCCUCUUCCAAUAAAGUCUU
Messenger RNA from Sorex araneus (European shrew), 1702 nucleotides. It is a transcript of the gene MAPK15, whose product is annotated as mitogen-activated protein kinase 15. Gene Ontology annotation, biological process: intracellular signal transduction; protein phosphorylation. Lineage: Eukaryota; Metazoa; Chordata; Mammalia; Eulipotyphla; Soricidae. The transcript is spliced from 12 exons. Gene Ontology annotation, molecular function: MAP kinase activity; ATP binding. Gene Ontology annotation, cellular component: cytoplasm; nucleus. The record is from RefSeq and is a predicted model, not a curated record. The coding region runs from base 39 to 1631 and encodes 530 amino acids.